CCGUGAGCGGGGAGAGCUGCAGUCUGAGGGCGGGCUCCCCGUGUGCGCAUGUGCGCGAACGGGCGCGCAGCGCUUGGCGCCUGCGCAGUGGUGGCGGGCGGGGAAUUUGGAGUGGCGACGGCGAUGCGUGAGGCGCUGCGCGGCCGCUCGGGCAACAGGCCGGCCCAGGGCGGCCAGCCCGGCCCCGUCACCUCCAUGGCGGGGCCGUGGGCGCACACCCGAGCAGCGCUGGACGGGCUGGAGAGGGCGCUGAGCUGCUCCCUCUGUGCCGGUGUGUUGCGGGAGCCCGUGUCUCUGGGGGGCUGCGAGCACGUCUUCUGUCUAUCUUGCAUAGGUGACCAUGUUGGCAAAGGGUGCCCGGUGUGCCACGUGCCAGCCUGGGUGCAAGACAUGCAGAUAAACCGUCAACUGGAUGACAUGGUCCAGCUCUGCAGCAAACUGCGGCGUCUCCUGGGUGCAGGCACCUCAGAUUCAACGGAAUCUACGUCUACACCAAUGUGCUCGGACUUAGGAGAAAACACUAAGAAGGGACAAAUAAAAAUGUGGUUGAGCCCAAGAAGUAGGAAGAUUCGAUGUGUCGUGAACAAGAAUCAGCCUAAGCCUAAGAGUAAUGACCCUUGUCAAGACCCGUCUUCAGUUUAUCAUUUCUUUCCUUCCCCUGUUCACGAGAAGCCCUCCAAACCAACAAAAAAGCAAACCCAGAGGCAGAGUAAGAAGAUGAAGAAAAAACGCCUAGCAGACGUGAACAAACUGUGGGGGUUAGAGAAGCCUGAGCAAAAAGGAGGGGUUGAGGAGAAGACUUCCAAGGAAAAGUGUGUGACCAUUUGCAGUGAGCCUCUAAUCCUGUGCACUCCGGAAGCAGAUAGCUCCAAAGAGACACUUCAACAGGAAUCUGUAAAGGAAGCUGACUCUACCAGAAACUUGGAAGGAGUGGAAGUAUCUCCAGAGGUGAAAUCCUCAAAGGAGGGAGAUAAUGAUGAGGCUGUCUGUCCUGUACAAGUCAGCAAGGAAAAAAACUGUGCUGCAGAGAAAUUGCCAUCAAUAGAAAGCGAAGCAAUGCCUUUGAAACGUGGAAGGGAGCAAUCAAAACUUCCAGAUACUUCUCAGUCUAAAAGACGAAGAAGUGAGAGGAGCCUUAACAGGGACUCAGGCAGUCAGACUUCUUGCUCAGAGGACUUGUCUCAGGAUUGCCUUAUCCCCCAAGUGACCGAACCCAAGACACCUGUGCAGGUCUGUGGCAGUGUAAUGAAGACAAGAAGCUCUGCAGCAAGAAGUGCUCCUUCACUUCCAGAAUCUCCCUCCACUCCAUCUGCUUUGAAGGCUUGUAAUCAAGUAGGACCACCACAGAGUCCUUCUGUGUUCAAGUCCCCUGCUAGUAACACGAUUGCCAGAAGAAAUUACAAAGGGGAGACUUUGCUUCAUAUUGCUUCCAUCAAGGGUGACUUAGCAGCUGUUGAAGAGCUGCUGAAAAAUGGGGCAGAUCCCAAUGUUAAGGACAAUGCUGGCUGGACACCACUGCACGAGGCAUGUAACCACGGGCACCAAGAGGUGGUGGAGCUGUUGUUACAACACAAAGCACUGGUGAAUUCUACGGGCUAUCAGAACGAUUCGCCCCUUCACGACGCUGCCAAGAAUGGGCACGUGAGCAUUGUUGAGCUGCUGCUUCUGCAUGGUGCCUCCCGUGAUGCAGUUAAUAUAUUUGGUCUGCGGCCUGUGGACUAUGCAGAGAGUGAAAAGAUGAAGUCUGUGCUAAUGUUACCAGUCAAGAAUGAAUCAUUUUCAUUUAGCCAGCCCUCUGAGAGCCCAAGCCAGCCUAGAGAUGGACCUCUUGGUAUCCUGGGGAGCAGUCUGAGUUCAAAACAACAGAAAUUGCUGAACCAGCUAGCAGCAGUUCUGAAGGCUCGAAGAUGCACUGAAUUUAACAGCACAGUAACCCACGUUGUUAUUCCUGAUACUCCAAUGCCAAGGACCGUUAAAUGUAUGAUGGCUGUUCUGACUGGAAUUUGGGUCCUGAAGUUUGAGUGGGUACAAGCCUGUCUACAAAGCACAGUUCGAGAACAAGAAGAGAAGUAUGAAAUCCAAGGUGGCCCACGAAGAGGCCGGCUCAACAGAGAACAGCUGCUGCCCAAGCUGUUUGAUGGAUGCUACUUCUAUUUCUUGGGAUCAUUCAAAAGUCACCAGAAGAGCGAUCUUGUGGAGCUGAUCAAAGCAGGAGGAGGACAAAUCCUGGUUAGGCAGCCCAAACCAGACAGCGAUGUGACACAGACGAUCAACACGGUGGCAUACCAUGCAGAAUCUGCUUCUGACCAGAGAUUUUGCACUCAGUAUGUCAUCUAUGAUGCAUCUUCUAAAUUCAAACCGGAGAGAAUUGGUCAAGGCAAAGUCUGGUUUGCUCCCUCCAGCUGGAUUGUAGACUGCAUAAUGUCAUUUCAGCUGCUGCCUGUAAAGUGAAAGUCCCUGUCUCACAACUAAGACCUUUUAAAAAGUGGUGACGCUUCAGCAGCUAGAAAAGGCUGGUCUGAAGCUAUGAUUUAUGUUUUGCACUUGGUAACUCAUUUACAUGGUCAGAGCUCCUCUGUAUUCCAAGAUCGCUGGGAGAGGCUGGAAUAAAUGGCCUGACAAUGGCAUAGGGAAAAGAAGAUGCUGCAUUGAAAAGUUGUGCCUUGGAUUAUUUGCUAAGCUUUAUUUUUACAUUCAAUUCCCUGUAAUAAUCAUUGACAUUCUGCAAGAUUUUGCAAACUGAAGUCUUUUGAAUUUUGACUUAAAUCAAGCUUGGUUGGAUAUAGAGCAUGCCCCUAUUUCUUUUGUUUGGUCACUGUGUGUUGGUCUACUGUGUGUGGCAAGACUUCCCAGCCAGGACAGAACUUGUAUGUAUUAAAAAACAAAAGCCAUAUGCCUGUAUAGACACCGAUCAGAUGAUGUGUGAUGCUCCUUGUGACUUAAAAUUGAAUGUUGUAGGAAGUUCUUGGCGUAGGAUAAGCCUUGUAGAAAUCAAAGCACAACUAAUGGCCCGAAUUCAUUUGGAAGUUAAGUUUUGAAAGUGCAUCUGUGAAAAUCUUGUUCUAAAAUUAUUUGUAUCAGGUCAUGCUUUAUUCACUUCCAUCCAUUUUCUCUCUCGUGUGUGUGUAACUUGAAUUUAAUGCUGUUUUCUGAAGAUUUUUAAAUGUCAGAGCCUUUAUUAAAUUACAAUUAAAAAUUAUGUACUUAAAGAUUGAUUGCUAUCAUGGUAACAUGGAAAAAAUAAUUACAAAACAAUUAUGCCUUGCUUUGCAGCAUUGUAUUUGAAUGUACUUUGCUGCAUUGGAGCAGUACUUGAUGCUUGCUUACUUGUUAUGAUCGGCUUAAUUCCUUUCUCGAAUUGAUCAUAAGUUAUUGUCUGAAUUUUGCUUCUUGGGAGCUGUAAGCAUCACAUGGCAUGUAUUGCCUUUGUGAAUUCAUAACUUAAAGAUGUUGUCUUUUGCCACGAUGUGCAAUGAGAACGAUGGUUGUGGGGGGGGAAAAGACGAAGUUGUUUCUAUUGCUUGUAAUAAAACUUAGUGUCAGUCACCUCGAGGUGUCUCAUUGCAUGAGCUUAGCUGUGGAGCAAGUGCAUGGUUCCUAUGUGUGUCUCAACAGGUAAAUGGAAACGUUAAGUACUUUUCUGUGAACUUGAUAAGCUGUCAAGAUAGUAUCCUAUCUGCAAGCUCUGUAGGAUGAGUUGUUCUGUGUAAUCGCUGCCACUGGAGAUCCCGUGCAGAUUUUAAAUAUCCUCUGUAGAGCUGUUGGAAAUACACACUUCAUGGAUAAUAGGUGUAGUUUUCAAUGGCUUCUACUAGAAUUCAGCAGCUGGAGUGUCUUGCUCUAUCACUUAUGCUAGACCCAAUCAUUGCUCUUCACUAAAUGCAGUUCUCAAGUACUUGCAGGUCUGUGUGAGCAAGCAGAAAUGUGAGGCUCAUUAACAAAUGGAAUAACUUACAGGAUGAAUGUGUUUUGGGUUUUUGUGCAGAUAAACACUGGAAGCAAAUCAGGUACUGAGUCAAUACUGCGUAGAUGUGGUCGUUUAUUUUAACAAUUGUAGCACAUUUUAACUGGAUGUUUCAUAACACAUCAAUACACCUAAUGGGGUAUUCUUUGCAGGAGUAACAGUCUCUGCAGAAUUCUGAAGCAUGGAGCUUUUCUUGCUAUCCACAAGGAAGGGAUUUGGCACAUCAGGAAACUCUUCCUGUGUUCUUUAUGUAUAGGCAAUAGAUUUACAGAGCUGUUGUUCCCUGGCAGCUGAAAAGAAUCUGUGCUAGAAAUCUGCCUUUUUUUAUUUUAAAGCCAUACUCAACUUGUUGCAAAUUUGCUCACUUGUAAUUUGAUUCCUUUCAAUCAGGUAAUGUUAACAAGAAUAGUUACUAUCAAAGCAGCGAGUUUUGUUUUCCUAACUGAUGUACACUCAAUGCUAUCUCUGGCCUAUUUGUCUAUCCUUCAAGGAAUGGGAGUUUGGGCCUGAAUCAGCUUACGGGCAGUCCUGCAGCACAGGAAGAAGGAGAUUUUGAUGCCAGAAUUGAAGCAGUUGUUGAACACUGCUGAGGCAAUUGGUAAGGAUAAAAAACAAAGCCUGAAGUUCAUUGGUGCAGGCUGCUUAAUUCAGUGCUGCUAAUCAUAAGCAGAGGUAAAGCACUUGAUUAAAGCACGUUUGAAAAAAGUCUUGUAGUAAGGAUAAAUCAAGCUCCUCAAGCCAGUGACUGGAUUUUGGCUCACAAAAACAAGGUUAUAAAACCAUGAGUCAUGGAGCAAAGGGUGUGCAGGGGUCAUUUUUCACUGCCUUGAAGUGAGGGUGCAUUAAAGUAAGUAGGAGGCAGGCUCAAAACAAAAGGUAUUUCAUAUGGUGUCAGCACAUAUAGAGGCACAGACAGCCGUGCUCCCUUUGGGGUGCUGUGAUAUUUUGGCAUGGCAUGGAGUAGGGAGAUCAUCAGCAAACACAUUAAAGGUGGCUAACAAAUUUGGUUAUAGCGUCUAUUUAGCGUCCUGAGAA
This is a messenger RNA of Lagopus muta (rock ptarmigan), 4999 nucleotides long. It is a transcript of the gene BARD1, whose product is annotated as BRCA1 associated RING domain 1. The record is from RefSeq and is a predicted model, not a curated record. The coding region runs from base 49 to 2451 and encodes 800 amino acids. Gene Ontology annotation, molecular function: protein binding. The transcript has 11 exons. Lineage: Eukaryota; Metazoa; Chordata; Aves; Galliformes; Phasianidae.